This is a messenger RNA of Miscanthus lutarioriparius, 1689 nucleotides long. The record is from the annotation of a GenBank genome assembly. Lineage: Eukaryota; Viridiplantae; Streptophyta; Magnoliopsida; Poales; Poaceae.
AUGGAUAGCGGCUGCGGGCUGCGCUGCGUAGCUCCACUCCGUGUCACACUCUACUCUGUUGAUUGCCAUGCUCGAUGUGCUGCCACUACAAGAAGCAUUAUGGCGCACUCUUCCAGCACAGAGCAUAGCUCGCAGUCGCAGCCAACAAAAGAAACGCCGGCGGCCGGCCGGCGGGGCACCAUGAUGCCGUCCCUAUCCCCUCGAGCUACAACUACAAGCACGCGCGCCGUCGACCCCACCGCCCACAGUGCCUCCCCGGAGCCACGGCUCUCCUACUCCCCGGCCGCCACCGCCACCCCUUCGCGCGCCAGCGACGACUCGUGCGUGGUCAACGACGUCGACGCCUUCGCGCGCACCAUCGCCGCCAUCCGUUCCAGGCCGCCCGCGGCUGCCGCCGCCGGGUCCGGGAGCAGCCUCGCCUCCGUGCUGUCGUACUACGCGGCGCGGUGGCUCCCGGACCCCGCGUCGUCCCCGUCCGGGCGCUUCCUGCUCCCGCCGGAGAGCCCCACGGCCGCGUGGCUCAGGAAGCGGCUCCUCCUCGAGUCCCUCGUGGCCGCGCUCCCGCCCGACGACGGCGACUGCGGCAAGGACGGCGGCAAGAGCGACGGCAUCACGUGCGACUUCCUGCUCCGGCUGCUCCGCGCGGGGAGCACGGUGGGCGCGGACGCGGCGCUGCUCGGGGACCUGGAGGCCCGCGCGGCGCGGCGGCUGGACCAGGCCUCCCUGGGCGCCGUGAUGAUCCCGGCGUUCGGCGGGCUAGCACGCGGCGCGCUGGCCCCGUGCGCGCCGUACGCGUCGCCGCCCACGCUGCUGGACGUGCCGCUCGUGCUCCGCCUCGUGCGCGGGUUCCUGCGGGAGGGCGCCAAGGCCGGCGGCGGCGGCGCGGCCGCGGCCAGGGUGGCCAGGCUCGUGGACGCGUACCUGGCGGAGGCCGCGCUGGAGGCCGGGCUCCGGCCGGCCGAGUUCGAGGAGCUGGCGCGCGCGGUGCCGGCGCACGCCCGCGCGGCCGACGACGGCCUGUACCGCGCCGUCGACACCUACCUCAAGGCACACCCACGCGCGACCAAGGAGGAGCGGCGGUCGCUGUGCCGGCUGAUCGACGCGCGCAAGCUGUCGGCGGAGGCGGCCGCGCACGCCGUGCAGAACGACCGCCUGCCGGUGCGCUGCGUGGUCCAGGUGCUCUUCCUGUCGUCGGUGCACGGCGGCGGCGGCGGCAAGCUCGUCGCCGGCCACCACCGCCUCGCCGAGUGGAGCGGCGCGGGAGGCGGCUCCUUCCGCGACCCGCAACAGAUCAUCAGGAGCCCCGCCGCCGCCGCUUCCCUCGACCUCCCCUACUACGGCGCUGCCGUCGCCGCGGGCGGCAGCGCGCGGUGCCCGUCCAAGCGCGAGGUCGCCGUCGCGGCGCAGCACCACGAGCUGCGGCGCCUCCGCGAGGACGUCGCGCGCCUCCAGGUGCAGUGCCACGCGCUGCAGGCGCAGGUGGACCGGCUGGGCUCGGAGGGCGGCCGGCGGCGGCGGGGGCUGUUCAGGUGGGGCGCCGCGUUCCUGUUCGGCGGCGGCGGCCCGGGCGCCAGCGCGACGUCGAGGGUGGACGACUCCGACAGCGGCGUGGACAGGACGCCGCUCAGCGCGGGGAAGCAGGGGCGGGGCACGCCGACCGUGUCAAGGUGGCGCAGGUCUCACUCCUGA